Molecule: messenger RNA, 270 nt
Organism: Haemonchus placei
Lineage: Eukaryota; Metazoa; Nematoda; Chromadorea; Rhabditida; Trichostrongylidae
Source: the annotation of a GenBank genome assembly
AUGCGAACAUUUCUAUCGAUCCCGCUCUUCGAGCUGCGCAGUGUUGAAGUCCUCGUACAAGCAAGUCGUAGUAUUGUGACAUGCCCUGUGCUUCCUGCCACGGGUGUUGUGCAGUGGCCACCUCCAUGGCACUUUUGUUGUACUGCGGUAGUCGUAUGGAAGGAGGCCGGAAGUGAUCCUGUCUUCGGAGUUCGCUCACAGGCAGACUUUGGCUCUGGCAAGCCUAUGGUCCCUUUCGAUUCGGAAUGCAUCAACCACACUGACGUCUAG